Pleuronectes platessa (European plaice) is the source of this 447-nucleotide messenger RNA. It is a transcript of the gene nppa, whose product is annotated as natriuretic peptide A. The transcript has 2 exons. Gene Ontology annotation, cellular component: extracellular region; nucleus; cytoplasm. Bases 1 to 447 code for a protein of 148 amino acids. Gene Ontology annotation, molecular function: hormone activity; hormone receptor binding. Gene Ontology annotation, biological process: receptor guanylyl cyclase signaling pathway; cGMP biosynthetic process; neuropeptide signaling pathway. NCBI's taxonomy places the organism in Eukaryota, Metazoa, Chordata, Actinopteri, Pleuronectiformes, Pleuronectidae. The record is from RefSeq and is a predicted model, not a curated record.
AUGAGGACUGCUGUCAUAUGGGGCCUGCUGGCUCUACCGUGUCACCACACACUGGUUAGCAGCCACAUACUUGGAAGGGCUACUUCAACCAAUGACCUUGCUCAGCUCAAGUCGAACCAGAGACGAACAAGCUUUGAGGACAAGCUGGCCGAAGCAGCCCAGGAGGAGGAUUCUGAAGCUGAUUAUGAAGAGACAAACCAAGAGUCUGAGCACAGCCAGGUUGGUCGAGGAUGGAGCCAGGAGGAGGAACAAGAAUAUCUGUCAGAAGAACCACCAGCAGAAGGCCACACCAAGCCCACAAGUCAGGGGAGCCAUCUGCAGGACCUUCUGAUGAACACGAGGAAACGGGCCUCAAGUUGUUUUGGAGUCCGAAUGGACCGAAUUCGGAACGCCAGUGGUCUGGGAUGCAAUGGUGGAAAAGGUAAAACUGCAGCUGAUGAUGGCUGA